AGAGCUUGGACAGCCUGAGCGGGAGCUGCCCUCCUGUAGGGGUGGGAGAAUGGAGUGCUCGGGUGUUGGGUUUGAGCCUGAAGGUAAGGAGGGGCAGUGUGUUGAUUUACUAAAUGUGUGUAUGUUUGUACUGUUUCAGGUGAUCAGUAGUGUGUGAGUUCUCACAUGGCUUGCCCUGAGAACGUGUUUUUUCUCAUUGUCCUCUUUAUAUCAGGUGUUUUAGUCUGUUUUGGUCAACGAGAUUUGAUCACCACAAUGCCAGAUAAACUGGAUGUACUGACUGGCUCCUGUGUGCAAAUCCCAUGUUCAUUUGAUAUUCCUGACCAACAUAAGGAUACAUUUAACAGCGCAAUACUACCCUCUGGUGUGUGGAUUAAAGAAAACUCAAACUUUCGUGAGCGUCCGGACAGAGUGAUAUUCAACAGUAGUAAGUUGGUCAACAGAUAUCAAGGGGAGAUAACUGGAAACAUGUCCCAGAUGAACUGCACCACAGUCUUCUUCAAUGUAACCACCAGUUACACUAAUAAAUACUACUUCAGGAUUGAGAGUCAACCAUUCCGUGCAACAGAUCCAGAUAAGUCUGUUGAAAUAGAUGUCAGUGAUUUUCCUUACAGUCCCAUCCUUACUGUCUCAGGUGAGGUGAAGGAAGGGACCCCUGUCAGUUUGUACUGCUCUGCUUUCGCUCCCUGUCCUGAACACCCCCCUGAGCUGACAUGGACCCUCCCAACACAGUUCACAACUGAGAACCAACUGCAGGAGAAUCCAGACCAAACCAAAUCAGUUCUCUCCACGGUGACCUUCACUCCGUCAUACCAUCAUCAUGAGAAGAACAUCACUUGUACUGCAGUCUACCCAGUAGGGACAAGCAACAAGACAGCUGAACAUAACAUGAUCCUUAACGUUUACAUUUACAUUUAA
Oncorhynchus masou masou (cherry salmon) is the source of this 918-nucleotide messenger RNA. Its product is annotated as sialic acid-binding Ig-like lectin 9. Bases 166 to 918 code for a protein of 250 amino acids. The record is from RefSeq and is a predicted model, not a curated record. The transcript is spliced from 3 exons. NCBI's taxonomy places the organism in Eukaryota, Metazoa, Chordata, Actinopteri, Salmoniformes, Salmonidae.